AGGUGGGUGCCCUUCUUACCCGUAAUGGCUUUAUGCCGAUUCGCCUAUUCUCCUGGCGCUACAUUUCGUUUCCCGAAAUACGCUUCCAAAUACCUUAAAUUCUCUUCGUUGCCACGCAGUUCUUCAUUCGCAACGAUGGAAGCUCCUCCAGAAGGUUACCGCAGAAACGUUGGUAUCUGUCUCAUCAAUAAUGAAAAAAAGAUUUUCGCGGCUUCAAGGCUAGACAGACCCGAUGCUUGGCAAAUGCCCCAGGGUGGUAUUGAUGAAGGUGAGGAUCCAAGAAAUGCAGCUAUCAGGGAAUUAAGAGAAGAGACAGGAGUUAGUUCAGCAGAAGUGAUUGCAGAGGUACCUUAUUGGUUAACUUAUGACUUCCCACCGAAAAUCAGGGAGAAAUUAAAUAUUCAGUGGGGAUCUGAUUGGAAGGGUCAGGCACAGAAAUGGUUUCUUUUUAAGUUCACUGGGCAAGAUCAAGAAAUCAAUCUUUUGGGUGAUGGUACUGAGAAAGCCGAGUUUGGGGAAUGGUCAUGGAUAUCACCAGAACAAAUAAUUGAGCUUGCAGUGGAUUUCAAGAAGCCUGUCUACAAGGAAGCCCUAGCAGUGUUUGGUCCAUAUCUCCAAUAAUCUUAUUCCUGUUGAAAUUGAUGUGGCUUCCAAAUGACAGUUGCUUUGGAUGAUUCUGUAGGUGCUUUAAAAAUAAUGUGUUACAAGACAGAUAUUCUCUUUUUCUCCUCUUGGCCAUAGUUACAAGCGGAGAGUUCAAUUUACUGUAUUUCUAUGCAUCUGACCAUUCUUUUUCCAUGAUGAACAUGAUACAUGAUUGUUUCGUAUCAGAAAGUGUAUGGAAAUGAAUUUUGUGAUGACAAACCUGCGAAUCCUAUGUACCUUUAGGGACACAAUAGAAAAAGAUUUUGAUCAAAAAUAAAUUUUACAGGAAGUUCUUAUUUUC
Gastrolobium bilobum is the source of this 946-nucleotide messenger RNA. RefSeq names its product nudix hydrolase 26, chloroplastic. The transcript is spliced from 6 exons. Gene Ontology annotation, molecular function: bis(5'-adenosyl)-pentaphosphatase activity; guanosine-3',5'-bis(diphosphate) 3'-diphosphatase activity. Bases 25 to 621 code for a protein of 198 amino acids. Lineage: Eukaryota; Viridiplantae; Streptophyta; Magnoliopsida; Fabales; Fabaceae. The record is from RefSeq and is a predicted model, not a curated record. Gene Ontology annotation, biological process: nucleoside phosphate metabolic process; ribose phosphate metabolic process. Gene Ontology annotation, cellular component: chloroplast.